AUGGCGACCGCGGCUGAGCACGGCAUGAGCGAGCGUACGGGCUCGAACAUUCAGGUACAGAGAGAAAAGGCGGAUGUGGCGUCUGACCUCCCGCCACAGUGCCGCACACCCGUGACGGCGGCGGCGCUUGCGGCGCUCCCCGACAAUUUGGAAGGCGGCCCUGCUCUCCGGGGCAAUCUCUCCCGCAGGGCGAGUGUAUCAGAAGCAAGCGAUACUGGAAGCACACGCUCUGUUGUCGAUGCGCUUGAUCUCUCGCUCUCCCUACCCUACUGGCUGGCGUACGUGCGUGCCGAGGCGACACGCUACGCCGAGGAUCUGGACCGCCGUAUGCAUACGCUGUUGGACGAGCAAAGCACCGACGGACGUGCAUUGCGUGCGCCGCUGGCCAUGGUCGCGCACCAGCUCGAUGCCGCCUACCAUGCGGUGGGGCACAUGUCGCAGCGCCUGCCGACGUCCACUGCUCUGUUCGAGAGCAUCCCCUCGCGCAACGACCUGCACGGAAAGAUGAGAACGCUGAUCCACGACUGGGAGCACCGUGCACGCACCUUUCAUCCUACGCUCUUCACGCCAUCCGUGCCACUGUCGCUGCGGUCGGUGGAGCUGGAAGGCGUCGCCGAUGGCAAGGUGGCACUCGUCGACGAGCUGCCUGCGUGGACGUAUGCAUCUCCCCUGGACAUGAUCCAAGGCGAAUGGACAUCCGGUGUCUAUGUUCCGAGCACGUCCGAAGUCUCGGAGGAGGUGCACCGCCGUCUGAACCACUUUUUUGAGCAAAUGUACAAUAUUCCGAUGCACCUGAGCGCUGGUGCGCUACCUGCGCGCAUCGUCGCGUUGGAGCAGCCCGCGUCCGACCUGCUGCACCGCUUCGAAGAGACGCUCGAUUCGGUGAGCAAGCGCGGGCGUGCCGGUGCCACCGAGUUCGUGCACCGUGCGAGCCGUGCGGUGCACGACAUGGAGGACGCCGUGUACCAGGCGGCGUGUGAACUCGCGCGCGAAGGGCGAGUUUUGAUUUCGUACGAUAACCUCCCCAUGCUGUGGCGCAACAACGACUGCAUCCACACAGGCUAUCGGUUCAUCCCCGUGCGGAACUGGACGACGCUACUGCGCAGCAUCUUUCAAAUCCACAACGAGACGGGCAACAUCCACACACACCUUGGCGGCCUGGUGCUCGUUGCUGGCCUGUACUACUUUGCCGGUGCGCUGGACUCCCUCACGACGCCGAUGGACCGCUGGAUCCAGACGCUCUAUCUGAUUGCGGCGGCCAAGUGUCUUGCGUGCUCCGUGUCGUGGCAUGUGAUGGCCGGGUGUGCGGACCUGCAGUGGUUCCAGUGCUUUGCGUGUAUUGACUACACCGGCAUUUCCUGGCUGGUCGCUGCGUCGCUGCUUACGCUGGUGUACAAUGGCUUUUACUGCCAGCCCCACUUGAUUGCCUUGUACUCGGUCGGUGUCUUUGCGCUCGGCGCGACGAUGGGCAUCCUUCCCUGGGCGCCGUGGUUUGACGAUCCCAAGAACCGCUCGCUGCGUAUUUCCCUCUUCAUUUUCAUGGCGCUGGUCGGUCUCGUGCCCUUCUCUCACGGCGCGUACCUGCACGGCUUUUGGCGGAUGUAUGCCUUUUACGCGCCGGUGCUCCCCAGUCUGGCGUCGUACGUGGCGGGUGUUGCGGUGUAUGCGAUGCGCUUUCCCGAGAAGUACUGGCCCGGGCGCUUUGACCUCGUGGGCCACUCACACCAGAUGUGGCACAUUGCGAUUGUGGUGGCGAUUGCGCUGCACUUCCGCGCCAUCCUCCUCUUUCACGAGAACCGCUUCGCGUACAGCCACGUGAGUGGAUCGUGUCCCUCGAUGCAGUGGCCGUCGCUCAACGUGGCGGCCGCCUGGCCCUGGCUAUCGCUGCAGGCAUCGAGUACCUGGCCGUGGCUCGUAGAGAAUCUCGGCGCGGUGCGCGGCGCACUGUCGCAGCAUCUGCCCGACUUGUAG
Molecule: messenger RNA, 1971 nt
Organism: Malassezia japonica
Lineage: Eukaryota; Fungi; Basidiomycota; Malasseziomycetes; Malasseziales; Malasseziaceae
Gene: IZH3
Product: inc metabolism membrane protein
Exons: 2
Coding region: 1-1971 (656 amino acids)
Biological process (GO): intracellular zinc ion homeostasis
Cellular component (GO): membrane
Molecular function (GO): signaling receptor activity
Source: RefSeq, a predicted model, not a curated record